Phyllostomus discolor (pale spear-nosed bat) is the source of this 8168-nucleotide messenger RNA. It is a transcript of the gene NRXN3, whose product is annotated as neurexin 3. NCBI's taxonomy places the organism in Eukaryota, Metazoa, Chordata, Mammalia, Chiroptera, Phyllostomidae. The record is from RefSeq and is a predicted model, not a curated record.
AGGGGGCUGCAGAGUGCCCCUCUCUGAUGAUAUUUUCUCAGCUGUUUGCAAAACAGUCAGGGAGGCGGUGAAGCCUUGAGCCAGGCAGCCGGGCUGUCUCUUUAAAUGCCUGGGUCUGUGUGGGAGAGGGAGGGGCCGGCUCUGGAGUGCGUGAAAUUCCUGGGCUCCUCCGGCAGUCUCAGGCUCCGAGCUCAGCCCUACACAUCUCCUCUUGCAUGCAACUCACUGAGAGGCAGAGGCGAGCGUGUCCUCCCCUCUUGAAGCUGCCAGCAUCUCCAACCACCGAGGACCUGCUUUUCGCACCUCCAACACCCUCUUCCCUUCUUCCCUGUCACUCCCUCCCAGAGAGAGAGAAAAAGAAAAGGAGAGAGAAAGAUUCUGGAAUUUGAACCUCCCCGAAGAGGAAACAUACCCAGCAAACUCAGUUGAUUAAACAUCCAACAAACAAACGGAUCCUAAAUCUUCUGUGCGACUGGAAAGUCUUCCCGCAGGUCUUUUUCUGGAAUCCUGGGAAGCAGGUUAUGGGCAGGACUGCUUCUGGCCCACACCAUGAAGCCUGAGUCUGCUUCCGCUCUGCCCUGGGCCCUGCUCUGCGUGAGCACUCUGCUUCCAGCCACCGUUCUCCCUGCAGCACCCUGCUGCUAGGGGGGUAGAACUUCAGGACUGGUCCUUGGCCCAUUUCUACCUUUCACCUGUCUCACCUCGCUGCUCACUCCUCCUCCAUCACGGCACCCCGGACCCUAGCCCUGUCCCUGGCCUCCCUGGCUGGGGUGUUUCAGGGUCCAACGGGAGGAGUGCAUUGCUGAAGGCUUUCAUCCACCGGGCACCUUCUCCUCCUUGAAUCAAGGCCUCCGGAUCCACAUGGAUAGCUGAGAUCUUUUCUUGGAGAAAGUCACUUGGCUCCUCACGCCAGGCCCUCGCCGACCCACCUGAUUUUCCUCCUCUUCUGCUGCCCUGUCUUUUUCCUCUGCCUCUUUUGUGAAUUUCUUGCUGGAGUGCCCACCUGGGGCUGUCCUCUUCACUUUCCUCCUUCUUCACCCUCUCGAUAGUUGUGCUUGCAACUUCUUCCUCUUGUGUGCUCUCUGUCCCCCCACCCAUCUCCUCUGCCCCUCUCCCUUCUCUGCAAAGAGGGGUUAGUCCCCGAGGGCUGUCCCCAACUGUCUGAUCCCCGGGCUUGAUCGGUCCUGGCAGCCACGAUGAGUUUCACCAUGCACUCAGUGUUCUUCACCCUGAAGGUGAGCGUGCUGCUGGGGUCCCUGCUGGGGCUCUGCCUGGGCCUCGAAUUCAUGGGCCUCCCCAACCAGUGGGCCCGCUACCUCCGCUGGGAUGCCAGCACGCGCAGUGACCUGAGCUUCCAGUUCAAGACCAACGUCUCCACAGGGCUGCUCCUCUACCUGGACGAUGGUGGCGUCUGCGACUUCCUCUGCCUCUCCCUGGUGGAUGGCCGCGUGCAGCUCCGCCUCAGCAUGGACUGUGCUGAGACUGCAGUGCUGUCCAACAAACAGGUGAAUGACAGCAGCUGGCACUUCCUCAUGGUGAGCCGUGACCACCUGCGUACGCUGCUGGUGCUGGAUGGUGAGGGCCAGUCUGGGGAGCUACAGCCCCAGCGGCCCUACAUGGAUGUGGUCAGUGACUUGUUCCUGGGCGGAGUCCCCGCAGACAUACGACCUUCUGCCCUGACCCUAGAGGGAGUACAGGCCAUGCCUGGAUUCAAGGGAUUCAUCCUGGAUCUCAAGUACGGCAACUCAGAGCCUCGGCUUCUGGGGAGCCAGGGUGUCCAGUUGGAUGCUGAGGGACCCUGCGGUGACCGUCCCUGUGAAAAUGGUGGGAUCUGCUUUCUCCUGGAUGGCCAUCCCACUUGUGACUGCUCUACCACUGGCUAUGGUGGCAAGCUCUGCUCAGAAGAUGUCAGUCAAGGUCCAGGCCUCUCCCACCUCAUGAUGAGUGAACAAGGUAGAAGUAAAGCUCGAGAGGAGAAUGUGGCCACUUUCCGAGGCUCAGAGUACCUGUGCUACGACCUGUCUCAGAACCCAAUCCAGAGCAGCAGCGACGAAAUCACCCUCUCCUUUAAGACCUGGCAGCGCAACGGGCUCAUCCUGCAUACGGGCAAGUCGGCUGACUACGUCAACCUGGCUCUGAAGGAUGGCGCGGUCUCCUUGGUCAUUAACCUGGGGUCCGGAGCCUUUGAGGCCAUUGUGGAGCCAGUGAACGGAAAAUUCAAUGACAACGCCUGGCAUGAUGUCAAAGUGACACGCAACCUCCGGCAGCACUCAGGCAUCGGACACGCUAUGGUGACAAUCUCUGUAGAUGGCAUCCUGACCACGACAGGCUACACUCAAGAGGACUACACCAUGCUGGGCUCAGAUGACUUCUUCUACGUGGGAGGAAGCCCCAGUACUGCUGACUUGCCAGGUUCACCUGUCAGCAACAACUUCAUGGGCUGCCUUAAAGAGGUUGUUUAUAAAAAUAAUGACAUCCGUCUGGAGCUGUCUCGCCUGGCCCGGAUUGGGGAUACCAAGAUGAAAAUCUAUGGGGAAGUUGUAUUCAAGUGUGAGAAUGUGGCCACGCUGGACCCCAUCAACUUUGAGACCCCAGAGGCUUACAUAAGCUUGCCCAAGUGGAAUACCAAACGCAUGGGUUCCAUCUCCUUUGACUUCCGCACCACCGAGCCCAAUGGCCUGAUCCUCUUCACUCACGGCAAGCCCCAAGAGAGGAAGGAUGUUCGAAGCCAGAAGAACACCAAGGUGGACUUCUUUGCCGUGGAACUCCUGGAUGGCAACCUGUACCUGCUGCUUGACAUGGGCUCUGGCACCAUCAAAGUGAAAGCCACUCAGAAGAAAGCCAACGAUGGGGAAUGGUACCACGUGGACAUUCAGCGCGACGGCAGAUCAGGUACCAUAUCAGUGAACAGCAGGCGCACGCCCUUUACCGCCAGUGGGGAGAGCGAGAUCCUGGAUCUGGAGGGGGACAUGUACCUGGGCGGGCUGCCCGAGAACCGUGCCGGCCUCAUCCUCCCCACCGAGCUCUGGACUGCCAUGCUCAACUACGGCUACGUGGGCUGCAUCCGCGACCUGUUCAUCGAUGGGCGCAGCAAGAACAUCCGGCAGCUGGCGGAGAUGCAGAACGCGGCGGGCGUCAAGUCCUCCUGUUCACGGAUGAGCGCUAAACAGUGUGACAGCUACCCCUGCAAGAACAACGCUGUGUGCAAGGACGGCUGGAACCGCUUCAUCUGUGACUGUACGGGCACCGGCUACUGGGGGAGAACCUGCGAAAGGGAGGCGUCCAUCCUGAGCUACGACGGCAGCAUGUACAUGAAGAUCAUCAUGCCCAUGGUCAUGCACACCGAGGCAGAGGAUGUGUCCUUCCGCUUCAUGUCCCAGCGGGCUUACGGGCUGCUGGUCGCCACCACCUCCAGGGACUCUGCCGACACCCUGCGUUUGGAGCUGGAUGGCGGACGCGUCAAGCUCAUGGUUAACCUAGACUGUAUCAGGAUAAACUGUAACUCCAGCAAAGGACCUGAGACCCUGUAUGCGGGGCAGAAGCUCAACGACAAUGAGUGGCACACUGUGCGAGUGGUGCGGAGAGGAAAGAGCCUUAAGUUAACGGUGGACGACGAUGUGGCCGAGGGUACAAUGCUGGGGGAUCACACCCGCUUGGAAUUCCACAACAUUGAAACUGGCAUCAUGACCGAGAAACGUUACAUCUCCGUUGUGCCCUCCAGUUUCAUCGGCCACUUGCAGAGCCUCAUGUUUAACGGCCUGCUCUACAUCGACUUAUGCAAAAAUGGCGACAUUGACUACUGUGAACUGAAGGCACGUUUUGGGCUGAGGAACAUCAUCGCUGACCCUGUCACCUUCAAGACCAAGAGCAGCUACCUGAGCCUGGCCACCCUGCAGGCCUACACCUCCAUGCACCUCUUCUUCCAGUUCAAGACCACCUCAGCUGAUGGUUUUAUUCUCUUCAAUAGUGGUGAUGGCAAUGACUUCAUUGCAGUUGAGCUAGUCAAAGGGUACAUCCACUACGUAUUUGACCUCGGAAAUGGCCCCAAUGUGAUCAAAGGCAACAGUGACCGCCCCCUGAAUGACAACCAGUGGCACAACGUCGUCAUCACCCGGGACAACAGUAACACUCACAGCCUGAAAGUGGACACUAAGGUGGUCACUCAGGUUAUCAAUGGUGCCAAAAAUCUGGAUUUGAAAGGUGACCUCUACAUGGCAGGUCUGGCCCAAGGCAUGUACAGCAACCUGCCAAAGCUCGUGGCCUCCCGGGAUGGCUUCCAGGGCUGUCUGGCAUCCGUGGACUUGAACGGGCGCCUGCCGGACCUCAUCAAUGAUGCCCUCCACCGGAGCGGACAGAUCGAGCGUGGCUGUGAAGUUGCGUUGACCAAAGCUGACCUGCAAGGACCAAGUACCACCUGCCAAGAAGACUCGUGCGCCAACCAGGGGGUCUGCAUGCAGCAGUGGGAAGGCUUCACCUGUGACUGUUCCAUGACCUCAUAUUCUGGAAACCAGUGCAAUGAUCCUGGCGCUACCUACAUCUUCGGGAAGAGCGGAGGCCUCAUCCUGUACACUUGGCCGGCCAACGACAGACCCAGCACGCGCUCAGACCGCCUUGCUGUGGGCUUCAGCACCACUGUGAAGGAUGGCAUCUUGGUUCGCAUCGACAGCGCCCCAGGCCUCGGUGACUUCCUCCAGCUGCACAUAGAGCAGGGAAAAAUUGGAGUUGUCUUCAACAUUGGCACAGUGGACAUCUCCAUCAAAGAAGAGAGAACUCCUGUGAAUGAUGGCAAAUACCACGUGGUGCGCUUCACCAGGAACGGUGGCAAUGCCACACUCCAGGUGGACAACUGGCCGGUGAAUGAGCAUUACCCCACAGGCAACACUGAUAAUGAACGCUUCCAAAUGGUAAAACAGAAAAUCCCCUUCAAAUAUAACCGGCCCGUAGAGGAGUGGCUGCAGGAAAAAGGCCGGCAGUUAACCAUCUUCAACACCCAGGCGCAAAUAGCCAUUGGUGGAAAGGACAAAGGACGCCUCUUCCAAGGCCAGCUCUCUGGGCUCUAUUAUGAUGUGAAAGUACUGAACAUGGCGGCUGAGAACAACCCCAAUAUUAAAAUCAAUGGAAGUGUCCGGCUGGUGGGAGAAGUCCCAUCAAUUCUGGGGACAACACAGACGACUGCCAUGCCACCAGAAAUGUCCACCACUGUCAGAACCACCACCACCAUGGCUACCACCACAACUCGCAAGAAUCGCUCAACAGCCAGCAUUCAGCCAACAUCAGAUGACCUUGUAUCAUCUGCUGAAUGUUCAAGCGAUGACGAAGACUUUGUUGAAUGUGAACCGAGUACAGGUAGGUUAGCAAACCCCACGGAGCCGGGAGUCAGACGGGUCCCGGGGGCCUCAGAGGUGAUCCGGGAGUCGAGCAGUACAACAGGGAUGGUCGUCGGCAUUGUGGCUGCUGCCGCCCUCUGCAUCUUGAUCCUCCUGUACGCCAUGUACAAGUACAGGAACAGGGACGAGGGGUCCUAUCAAGUGGACGAGACGCGGAACUACAUCAGCAACUCGGCCCAGAGCAACGGCACGCUCCUCAAGGACAAGCAGCAGAGCUCGAAGAGCGGCCACAAGAAACAGAAAAACAAGGACAAGGAGUAUUAUGUGUAAACAAAGGACACCAUUAACAAUACCUGAGUUGACAACGCAGAAUUAUUUCUAUAUCAGUACGCACAUUUUUGGCAAAGGAGAUUUCGCAGACGUCAGAACCAUGCUACCAAUGAGAUGGGGUCUGUACCAUGGCUACGGCGGGGAAAACCGUUUCCAAAAGGACACACACCAAGAUGUACCCGCCUGCCUACAUACAGUUCAGCCGUGGCUGCUCGGGUUCGGUCAUCGCCCGGAGACAAGUUCUUUCUGCCCUGCUGUAUCAUAAAGCACACACUUUGCGCUCCGGAGCCAGCAGGCGGCUCUGCGCACCCGCGGACUUGGGAGCUGCCUUCUCUUGGGACCUUUCACCGAAGGCAGAAGACUUCACGGCUUACUUGUUCCAUAACUCCAAGUGAGUCUGUAACAAUGUUUGUGAAGCUUGACUGUAACAAUGUUUUUUUUUCCUUUAAUUAUGUAAAAAACAAAAAAAAAAAAAGAAAAGAAAAGAAAAAAGUUAAAAAACAAAAACAAACAAAAAAACACCCUUAUCUGGUUCUGGCCAGUGUGUGUAACUUUUCAAGAUCUGAGGGGAAAAAAAAAAUGGCUUUUGGGUUUUUGUUUAUUUUUGAGAAUGACUGGACAUACCUUAAGAAGAAGAAAAAAAAACUCAGAAAACUAAAGCGAGAGAGACUAUUGCCAUAUGAACUCAAAAAGCUACCAUGGUGUUCACUCUACAUAUCAGGUUGUGGUGUUUUUAGAAUCUGUUGUUUGUUUCCUAUAUGAUGCUUUGCUGAUCACAUAGCAAAAAUCAUGUGAUGGAUGAGAAUAUUGAUUUGAAAAGCUGGUCCCUCAGGAUCGAAUUCCAGAAUUUGCCACCCAAACCCUGAACAGACCGGGUUAGGGCUGCUUUUAUCAGAGCUAUUGGGUUUACUUAACAAUAUCGUUCCUGUCCAUUAGCCCGGCCAAAUUGUGGUUAAAGGAGAAAGCCCCACAAGGUAAAACAGAGCCUUCCCUAUCAUGGAAAGGGAAAAGCAGGGGGGUGGGCUGGAUCUGUGACUGAUUGAAAUGCAUGCAGAUGUAGAAGAAAAGACAAUACCAAAAGUCUGUUAACUAAUCAAAACAGACAAUAGGGGAGUUCAACUUGUGAUGGAACCCACAGAAGGUCACACAAGCCAAACACAAGGCAUGAAGAGAGUGCAAAACGCAUAGUUCUCCCCCGCCCCCAACACGAUCAUGGUCUUCAUCGUGGUUUAAUUUUGUAGCCUGACACGGAUAACUUUGUCCUUCCAUUUGCUCAUGUCUCCCUUCACCCAUCUUUUCUAAAACUAACUAAAUAAAUAAUAAACGAGUAAAGCUGCUGUGACACACACACAAAAAGGAAUUUAAUAGUAUAAUAUAUAUAAAUAAAUAUAUAUACAGAUAUAUUUAUCAUGGUAUGUUUGAUGGGGUGACUGAAACAGGACACCUGUUAAAGUCUUGAAGUGGAAUGAGAAUGUUGUUUUAAAAGAAAAUAAUGACAAAACAACAAAAAAGUAAACCUUACAAUGUGAAGCAAGUGUGAGUUUUAGUUUUGUCACAGUUAACUGUGUCAAAGAGAAUUAAAAAUAAAUCUUCUCAGAUUUUGUUUACAUAUUUUACUACAUUUUUGCUGGUAUAAUUCCUUAGCCACCUAUGUACAUACUGCUUUAAGAACUGUUCUCUCCUUUCUAUUUGUGUAUUUUAGUUUGGUUGGUUUAUAUUCCAGUUGUCUUUCUUUCUUUUCUGAAAAGAGGAAACAAUGUAUAGAAAAAUAAUAAAUUGGUUGUGUGGCCAUAGCUAUCCAAGAAGCAAGAGAAAAGCAAGACAAAUAUUCACAUAAAAAUGAAAUAUGUCUGCUGGAGGGUCAGAUAUAUACAAUUUCUUUUGUACAGAUGAAAAUCAAUCAGCGUUUAGAUUUAGAAAUCUACUCUUGCUGGUCUUUGUAAGUUGCAUGAAUAUUUGACUUUGAAAACAAUAUCUUAAUGACACGGGGCAAAAAGAGCAAUUUAAACAAUGGUAGCCUUUACUAAUGUGUACGGAAAGAAGUGUUCCUCAUUACCUGAUAUUUCAAUGUGUUAACAGUUUUGAAAUUUUUUGUUGUUAUUUAAAAAGACAGGAUUAUAAAGAGAUAUCAAAGCACGAUUUUAGAUAACUUAAAUGGCCCAACCUAUAUGGAGUUGAUUAUAUCUCGAUGUCUUUAAAAGAUUGCUGUUCUUGGAGUCUUGAGGUCUUGUGAACUGAUUUUCUGCUUUCUUUCUUUAUAUUUUUUAAAAAUUUUGAGUAAAAAUACAUUUGUUAUAUUCCUUUUAGUGUAAGUUCUAUUUGGACAAUUUUACGGGAACAUGUGCAUUCUGUAUGUGAGCUUCUAUCAUAUCCCUGUUGUUUUAUGAGCAGACUCUUAAGGAAUUUAUUUUAUGAUGUUGUGAUGUUACUGCUUUUUUUCCUUUUCUCUUUUAUUUCACAUUUGCAUUUUCGUUCAAGGAUAUGCUUAGCAAUAAAAUGUUCUUCCCAAAA